This is a messenger RNA of Ostreobium quekettii, 660 nucleotides long. The record is from the annotation of a GenBank genome assembly. NCBI's taxonomy places the organism in Eukaryota, Viridiplantae, Chlorophyta, Ulvophyceae, Bryopsidales, Ostreobiaceae.
AUGAAGCUCGCUAAGCCCCUGCACGGCACCACCACGCUGGCGUUCAUAUUCAAGAAGGGCAUCAUCGUCGCUGCUGACUCGAGGGCCACAAUGGGGUCCUACAUAUCUUCCCAAACUGUGCACAAGAUUCUGGAGAUCAACAACCGCCUUCUAGCAACCAUUGCUGGGGCAGCAUGCGACUGUCAGUAUUGGGGGCGGUACCUUGGGAUGCAGUGUCGGCUUUAUGAGCUGGAUAAUGGCAAGCGCAUCACUGUGAGGGCCGCGUCCAAGAUACUGUCUGACGUCUGCUUUCAAUACAAGGGCAUGGGAUUGUCAAUGGGCAUGAUGCUUGCAGGCUGGGAUGAAGAGACUGGGCCAGCACUGUACUACAUGGAUACUGAUGCACAAAGGAGCAGUGGGAAAGUGUUUUCCUGCGGCUCGGGAUCCUUGUAUGCCUACAGUGUCCUGGACGAUGGAUACAAGUGGGAUUUGGAAGUCGAUGAGGCCCUUGAGCUGGCAAGGAGGUCAAUCUACCAAGCCACCUACAGGGAUGCUGCAAGUGGAGGGACAGUUAGUGCAUACCUUAUCACUCCGGACGGAUGGAAGAAGAUGUUGGGGUCGGAUGUGGGAGACUUGCACUACGAGUACAACCCCACCCAAGCUGAUUUGCCUCUUGAAUGA